Molecule: messenger RNA, 1167 nt
Organism: Cercopithifilaria johnstoni
Lineage: Eukaryota; Metazoa; Nematoda; Chromadorea; Rhabditida; Onchocercidae
Source: the annotation of a GenBank genome assembly
AUGUCACUAAACUGCUCAGAUCCUCGGUCACAUCCACGAGCAAUAUUAAUUUCCAUACAUUAUUUUACAUUCAUCUGUUAUUCCAUUUGUUUCUGCAUCGCAUUUAUCGGCAAUGGCACAAUGUUUCUUAUUUUGAUCAGGAAUCAACGUGUCAAAAUUCGUCGAGUACAUACGUUAUUAUUGCAUAUGAAUAUUGCGCACCUCAUUGUUACAUUAAUUUAUAUGCCGAAAGAAGUAAUACAUAGCAUAACAGUCGCUUGGUGGGGCGGUGAUUUCCUCUGCAGAAUAUGCAAAUUUUUCGAUAACUUUGGCAAUAGUUUAGCAGCAAAUAUGUUAAUUUGUAUAAGUUUCGAUCGAUUUUAUUCAAUAUUUUCGCCUCUGUAUACACUAAAUGCUAAAAAAUCAGUACAUAGGAUGAUAACGACUGCUUGGAUUAUCAGCUUCUUGAUAAGUGUUCCGGCGGCUGUCAUAUUCCGCACGUCAUCUCAUCCAUGCGCAGAAUGGUUUAUACAGUGUGUAUCAGGUGAUUUUGUUGGUGCUGUAUCACAUAAUGUUAUUUUCGCUUAUACCAUUGCUAAUCUUACACAGGUUUCUUUAUUACCGCUAAUAGUAACGGUUGCCUGCUAUUCGUUCAUAUUAUACAAAAUCUCUUCCAAAACUGAAGCUAAAAUACUUGAAACCCAAUCAAAUUCAAGAUUUACUAGCACUUCAAGAAGUUCUGGUAGAAAUUAUACUCGUGCCAAAAGUAGAACGUUGAGGAUGACAUUUGUGGUGGUAUCUGCAUUUCUGCUGUGUUGGACACCUUAUGCGGUCGCUUCAUUAGUUCACUUCACUAUAAAACCAAGUCCCAUACCAACUAUUAUUCGAAAAUUGCUCUACACAUUUGCUGUAUUUAAUUCUGCAAUUUCACCAUACCUUUAUGGUUAUUUUUCAUUCGAUCUUAAAAGGGAAUUAUUACUAUUAGCUAAAUGUUCCAAUACUGAUGCAUUUGAGAAAGUACCAGUUUUUAUUCCUGAUUCCACCAUACGCAAGAGAAGUUUACCGAAACGAUCAUUCAACUCAUUUCAAGACUUGUCUGAUGAUCAACAACUUUUAGUUUCAAAAGUAACAGGUGAAAGGUUUGUUAGGAAUAAAGGAAGUUAUAUCUCAACUGCAAAGGACCAUUGA